Messenger RNA from Gordionus sp. m RMFG-2023, 417 nucleotides. RefSeq names its product guanine nucleotide exchange factor MSS4-like. The coding region runs from base 1 to 417 and encodes 138 amino acids. The record is from RefSeq and is a predicted model, not a curated record. Gene Ontology annotation, biological process: small GTPase-mediated signal transduction; post-Golgi vesicle-mediated transport. Gene Ontology annotation, cellular component: cytosol; membrane. Gene Ontology annotation, molecular function: guanyl-nucleotide exchange factor activity; zinc ion binding. The transcript is spliced from 2 exons. Lineage: Eukaryota; Metazoa; Nematomorpha; Gordioida; Chordodea; Parachordodidae.
AUGGAUGUUGAAGCCACGAGUGUUGUACAGGUACUUUUGAAUGAGAAAUCUAUUAUUUGUUCUAAUUGUAAAUCGCUUAUUCUAAAGCCAAACAAGGCUCAAUUAGUAAAUACUGAGAUAUUCUUACCUCAUAUUGAUAUCAAAAAAUCUAUAGGUGAUCAUACUGAAAAAAAUAUAGGGGAAAAUAUAACUCAAUUUUGGAGAGUAAAAAGUUCAGAUAUAUAUAUCUUUGAAAAUAUUGGUUUCACACAUUCGAUACCAUCUUCUAACUCACCCUUUAAAUAUUUAGCUUGUGCUGACUGUGAAAUAGGUCCUUUAGGUGUUGAUAAUUUAUCCCCACUUACCAAUAACAAUAAUACAGAUGAUCAAAAUUCAUUCAGAUUUUUUAUAGCCUGUUCAAGAGUGUCACUUUUAUAA